CCUCCUCCUCCUCUCCUCCUCCUCCUCCUCCUCAUGUCCCUCCCCUAAUCCCGCCCCCCUUGCCACCGCGGCUCUCCCGGGUAUAUAAGGGCCACGCUGGCACAGUGAAGCAUCGUUCCCAACGCGUCUUCACUCUCUAAACAUGAAACUGGUACUCCUCGCUUGCCUGGCGGCGGUGGCCGUUGCUGCUCCUCAAUUCAUCGACCGCCCAGUCGUCCUCGUCCUCCGUGACGACCGUCAGGACAACGGCGACGGAAACUUCAACUUCGCCUUUGAAGCCGAUAACGGCAUCGCUGAGGAGAGGAGCGGCACCCCUGGUGUGGAGGGCCAGGCCAACAUGCAGGGCUCUUACAGGUUCCCCCUCCCUGACGGCACCUUCGCUGAGGUCACCUUCAUCGCUGACGAGGGAGGUUUCCGGCCCCAGUCCCCACUGCUGCCCACGCCGCAUCCCCUGCCCGCCCACGCCAUCGAGCAGAUCCGCAUUGCUGAGGAGCAGCGUGCGCGCGGUGAAAUUUUCGAAUAACUCAAUCGCUAAUAAAUUAUGAAACACGUAAUAUGUAAGACCAGCAUUCGUAAUAAAAAUUAAAUCUAUUACUA
Scylla paramamosain (green mud crab) is the source of this 597-nucleotide messenger RNA. Its product is annotated as cuticle protein AM1159-like. Gene Ontology annotation, molecular function: structural constituent of chitin-based larval cuticle. The coding region runs from base 143 to 523 and encodes 126 amino acids. NCBI's taxonomy places the organism in Eukaryota, Metazoa, Arthropoda, Malacostraca, Decapoda, Portunidae. Gene Ontology annotation, cellular component: chitin-based extracellular matrix. The transcript is spliced from 3 exons. The record is from RefSeq and is a predicted model, not a curated record.